Messenger RNA from Cetraspora pellucida, 384 nucleotides. NCBI's taxonomy places the organism in Eukaryota, Fungi, Glomeromycota, Glomeromycetes, Diversisporales, Gigasporaceae. The record is from the annotation of a GenBank genome assembly.
AUGUUUAUGCAAGAUUAUAUUCAUAACAAUGAAAUGGAUAGUACCGGUUGUUUGCAAUCAGAAUCUUCACUCAAAACCUCAAUACAAACUCCUCGAGAUAUGAGCCUAUCGAUGUUGACGACUGACAAAGUCCAGCAUUUCGAUGAAGAUUUGCAAAAUUCAGAGCUUAAAGAAGCUUUAAAUAUCAUUGACUCAAUUACUAUUAGUGUAGGCGUUAUAAUUGGAAAUGGCAUAUUUGUUUUAACAGGUCCAGCUGUCAUUCUAUCUCUUUUAUUGACUGUAUUUACAUCGAUUUUUGUUGCGUUAUCAUAUAAAAUAUCCUCGUUGUUUCCAAUUUCAGGUGGAAAGACGAAUACAAUAUUACAUUGUGAUUUAGACACAUAG